Cuculus canorus (common cuckoo) is the source of this 3939-nucleotide messenger RNA. It is a transcript of the gene RHAG, whose product is annotated as Rh associated glycoprotein. Gene Ontology annotation, biological process: ammonium transmembrane transport; ammonium homeostasis. Gene Ontology annotation, molecular function: ammonium channel activity. Bases 82 to 1365 code for a protein of 427 amino acids. Gene Ontology annotation, cellular component: plasma membrane. The record is from RefSeq and is a predicted model, not a curated record. The transcript has 10 exons. Lineage: Eukaryota; Metazoa; Chordata; Aves; Cuculiformes; Cuculidae.
CUCCCAGAUCCACUGAAUUAGGCAGCUUUGCUGAAGGCAAGCGUCCUUUAUCAGGCUCGCACAGCCUUCUGCUCUCCUGCAAUGCCUUCAGCCCCUGACACCAACAUGAGGUUCAAGUUCUCCCUCCUGGCCCUUCUUCUGGAAGUGAUCAUCAUUGUAUUAUUUGGGAUAUUUGUGGAAUAUGACAUCACUAAUGACUCCAUAGACUCAUACCCACUCUUUCAGGAUGUCCAUGUGAUGAUAUUCAUUGGAAUCGGUUUCCUGAUGACCUUUCUGAAGAAAUAUGGAUUCAGCAGUGUUGGUAUGAACAUGCUCAUUGCUGCCUUCGGUCUCCAGUGGGGAACCCUGAUGCAAGGAUUUUGGCACAUGCAAGAAGGGAAAAUUCGCAUUCAUAUUGAAAGCAUGAUAAAUGCAGACUUCAGUACAGUAACUGCUUUAAUUUCCUUUGGAGCAGUCCUGGGGAAAACAAGUCCUGUUCAGAUGCUGAUCUUGACAGUUCUGGAGAUCACAAUCUUUGCCUGCAACGAACAUCUAGUUCUAGAAAUAUUUCAGGCCACAGAUCUUGGAGCCUCAAUGACCAUCCAUGCGUUUGGAGCUUAUUUUGGUUUGGCCGUAACGCUUGUCUUGUAUCGUCCUGGUUUGAAAAACAAACAUGAAAACGAAGAAUCGACCUACCAUUCAGACCUCUUUGCCAUGGUUGGUACCCUGAUCCUUUGGGUCUUCUGGCCCAGUUUCAACUCUGCCAUCGCACCUGCAGCACCUGAACAGAUUAAAGCAGCUGCCAACACUUACUAUUCCUUGGCUGCGUGUACUGUCGUAACGUUUGCCCUCUCCAGUUUGGUGGAUCAAAGAGGCAAAUUCAGUAUGGUUCUCAUUCAAAAUGCCACCCUGGCAGGAGGAGUAGCAGUGGGCACCUGCGCUGGUAUGCCGAUCCAGCCUCUCACUGCCACGUGCAUCGGGAGCAUUGCUGGAGUCAUCUCUGUCCUUGGGUACCACUUCCUGACUCCUUUGUUGGCAUCCAAGCUGAACAUUCAAGACACUUGUGGAGUUCAUAAUUUACAUGGUUUACCUGGAAUACUGGGAGGUAUUGCUGGCAUCGUAGUAACUGCAGUAAAUGAGGAAGCUCGGCGAGGUGGCCAAUACUCUCCUGGCAGGCAGGCUGCUGCCCUGGGCACUUCAGUUGGAAUUGCACUGGCGGGGGGAGCACUGACAGGUGCUAUUCUAAAGUUGCCCUUCUUGGGACAGGCAUCUGACCACAACUGUUUUGAUGACUCUGUUUAUUGGGAGGUUCCAGAAGAGGAGAAACAGCCUGAAAGUCACUCCAACAACUACGAUGAGCACAGCAGAUUUGAAGCCACCAUGUAGAAAAAUAAUUCAUCACUAGCACCUGUCCUAAUUAUACUCUUUUCAGUUUCUAAUGCUAAAAAACAACACCUGUAUAUUAUCCUAACCACACCAGGGUUUCAAGAAGGGGCUGUAGAUACCUAUACCUUUGUAAUAUAAAAAAAAGCUUGAUUUUAGAAUACAUAGUCAUUUUGCCAAGCUCUGGUGAAACAAUUAGAUCCUUUCAGUACAUUCGUUUAUCUCAAAUAAGAAGAGAGAAAAAGAGAAGCCACCACAAACUGCUCUAUAAAGUUACUUGUAUUUUAGCUUUUAGCGUCACUGAGUCAAUACAGCCAUGGAAACAACCUUUGUGUCUCAAGCCUGUCCAGGAUAUCACAUUUAACCACAAGAUUCCCAAGUUACAGUCACAUCCUUCAACCGUGUAGGGGUAAUCAAGAAGGUGGCAGUGAAGAAAUGGAUUGAUAUUUUUUUAAUCUGGAUACUAACAAGCUUUUCACCAGAACAUCCCAGUUUAAGUUUUUAAGAAAAUGUUUGGGAAGGAGGAGAAAACGUGCUGUGAUUUGAAAGCUAGUUGUGAUGGGCAACAAAGCGUUAAAAUCAUUUUCAUCGCAAAGCACAGAAUAUAGUGAUUGAUGAGGUAUAAUAAGUGGCAAUGGAGUAUCAAAAUUCUUUGUUAAUAUGCUUAUUGAAAGAGAGAGGGAAGUAAAAUGGUAAAAAAUGUCAUUAUUGGUACAGAUUAUUUAGACUGUUUCAAGGACACAACAAGAUAACUGAGGGGGAGCUAUGAAAAACAGGUAACUACACAAUACGUCUUACCAAGUCCACCAGUAAUAAGUGGCUGGUAGCACCACUAAUGUCGAUAGAUCUAAACCAAACCAAAUGCUACCUCCAAGAAAAAGGGAGAGUUUUUAGGACUGGCUGGGAAGCAACUAUGUUCAACCCACAGAAGACUCAAUGGAGUCCCUCUCCAUGUGGUGAGUCACCACCUUUGAUGCCACCGCCUCCUAAAACCAAACAAAGCAGAAAGAAGAGAACUGAAGAUAAACUGAGGUCAACGAACUCCACCUCAGAAGUGUUGGUAAUGGCUGCUCAAUUAAGAGAGACAAAAAUUGAAGUAUCUGAAGGAACUCUAUGAGAUGACAGCUGGGAGUAGUGUCACGCAUCUGUGCUUACCUACAUGGGAUAAUCCAUGGAGAGCCAAUGGAUGGGAGAAAGAAAUCUACCAGAAGGAUUACAGUGCCUCUGGGCAUUAUUCGGACAUAGAAAGCUGUCACUAACAUCUCAGAAGGACAAGCUACGGUAGAUGAACUUUCAGACUUCUUAUACUGGCAUCUUAUUUCAAGCCUUAUCAGAUUUAAGGGAAAAACUCCUCUCAGGUAAAACACCACAGGUGUUUCUGUUUCUGCUGAUGUAUUUUCCCUUGGAAAACAUUAGACGGGCACUAGACAGGGCUGUCCCAUGCGGAAUGUCAGCUGUGUGCUGCCAGGUAGCUCACAUUUCUAUCUACAAAUGAAAAUACAUUUGUCAGAACAUACAUUAUUACAGAUAUGCUUUUUUUUCAGCUGUGCAAGAAGUGACUCUUUUCUACCUUGCUGGCUAGAAGAAAUCUUUUAGCCUUUCAAAGCUUUCAUACAUUCAUAUUUGUAAAAAAAAAAAAGAGAAAAAAGUCAUUCCUGGGAGAAAUCUUCGUAGUUUUUCAUAUUUUCCAAAUUAGGAGCAUUCUGGAGGUUAGGUCAGCCAUCCCUUAUCAGAUAUUUUCCGCAUCCAGUCCUAAUCAGAAAGCAGAUCACUUUACCUGCAAGGAUCAAACUGACAGAAGCCAUCAGGACUGGUGAUUUUCUAAGUGAAAACUUCAAAAUGAAUGCUUCUACUGCUGUGUCUCUUUUUUUAUAUUUCUUAUUUUUUUGAAAGAGAUUAAAUAGUGAAAGAUCAGAUUUUAAUUAAAUGAAACAAAGGAGUGAACUUUUUAUCUUACUAUUAUUUCCUUAUAUUAGCAUUUAUUUCCUAGUUAAACUAACCAAAGAUCAAGCUUAUUGGCACUUAUUCCUUUUCCAUAGCAGCAGAAAAUGGUCAUAACUUUGAUUGUUUUACAGAUAUUCAGUCCUUUCUCUUUCAGAGAAAUAUCUUUGUAUUUCAUUACUGAAAGGUAAAUUUAUUUUAAAGCCAUCUAAUGAAUAUUUGUCUUCAAUAUUUCUUUUAACAUUUAUUUUUAUAUUUGUUGCUAAUUAAAUGCAUGAGUUAAAUGAUCUGAUGGUCCAUUGUAUUUGCUUGAUAUUUCUUGAGGGCAUAAAGUCUUCUUCGCUCACUGGAACAACCCAUUAACAAAGUAUGUAUAGAAUUAUAGAAUCCUAGAAUUGUUUGGUUGGAAAAGACCUUUGGGAUCACCAAGUCCAACGGUCCCUGUCCACUACUAAACCACCUCUGAGUAUUUCACCCGCCCAUCUUUUAAACCCCUCCAGGGAUGGGGACUCCACCACCUCCCUGGGCAGCCUCUGGCAGGGCCUGAGAACCCUUUCUGGUAAGAAAUGUUUCCUGAUGUCCAAUCUGAACCUGUCCUGGUGCAACUUGAAGCCAUUUCCUCUUGUCCCAUCACCU